Molecule: messenger RNA, 4449 nt
Organism: Chanos chanos (milkfish)
Lineage: Eukaryota; Metazoa; Chordata; Actinopteri; Gonorynchiformes; Chanidae
Gene: nphs1
Product: NPHS1 adhesion molecule, nephrin
Exons: 32
Coding region: 1-4449 (1482 amino acids)
Biological process (GO): cell-cell adhesion
Cellular component (GO): plasma membrane; cell-cell junction
Molecular function (GO): cell adhesion molecule binding
Source: RefSeq, a predicted model, not a curated record
AUGGAAACAUCACGGAGGCAAGAUGACAAGCACCUGCAGCUCAUGGGAACCCAUGAGCAACUCGAUAAAGGCGGGAGUCUGGGGAAGGGAAAGGAGGACACCGCUGCUGAGACUGUUUUUCAGCCGCUGUCGGAGGUGACUGCCGCCAGACUCUGCAAAACCACUGCUGUAAGCAACGGCCAGCAGCUGGGUAGAGCAGAGGAGAGAUACUCACUGGCUGAGUUGGAGACCCUGGUUUGGUUCUUGGUCCAAGUGUCUUGUAGCUGGCUGUGUUGCCUGCUCCUUCCCAAAAGCCCUGGAUCCUCCUCAGAUGACAUCUGCACAGAAUGCCACCACACCUGCACCCACUUGCACUGUCGCAGAAGAAACCUUAGCCGCCGACGCGAGGAACUCUACAACAUCGGCAGCAGCACUUCUGAACGUGAGCCUUGUGAGGUGCCCACCACCACCGAUGGCCCCUCCUCAGCUCUGAUGAGUGCAGUGGCCCGUCUUGCUGGGCAAAAAGCACUUAUCACGGUGGACGCCAGUACAGAUGAAGUCCACCACACCACGGUAGCACUCAGCACCUGGUCGAGGAACCGUCAGUGGCAGAUUUCCCUCAGGACUAUUGGACUGCAGCUGAGGAAAUCUCUUGGUCACAGGGCACGAAGACGAACGGACUUUGUCCUAGUGGAACACAUUAGACAGACUCAGCAGGGCGGGACACAGACCACCUGUGACUGCGCUGACCUUCCACUGGACAUGAUGGGUUUGAGGGUAGAACUGAUUUCCAUCUCCAGUCGUGUGUUUCUCCUAGUCGCUGUUUUACAGAUUGCGAGCGGUCAACAAGCGUUCAAGACACAGCCGCGUAACCUGACCGUGCGGGCAGGGGGCACGGCCUUGCUGAAGUGUGAGGUGCUGAGGGUUUCGGGGACCGUUCAGUGGGCGAAGGACGAACUUCUCCUGGGGCACCAGCGCACCCUCCCGGGUCAUCCCCGCUACACCAUGAUUGGUGACCAGAAGAAAGGACAGUACCAUCUUCAGAUAUUGAAUGUGUCCCUGGAGGAUGACUCCCCCUAUGAGUGCCAAGUGAGCCGAUCCAUGAGCAGUCAAGCCAUCAUCUCUCAGACAGCGUGGCUGAAUGUGCAGAUUCCACCCUCGGACCUGUACAUCGAGCUGGAGUCUGAGGAGCCAUGGGUGGCAGGAAGAGAGCACACUGUGACCUGUACAGCGGUGGAUUCCAAACCCUCGGCCCAGAUUACUAUGUUCAAGGAUGGAGUGGAGCUGACGGAUAUAGAAGUCGUCACCAUGCCGGGCUCGGAGGAGAAGCUGGUGAACACUCAGGCCGAAGUGACGAUCAGGGCAGACAGUUCAGACAACGGUCAACGUUUGGUGUGCCGGACGAAGCACCCAGCUCUGCUACACGCCAAGGAGACCAGUGUGAUCAUGAACGUGUUCUUCCCUCCGCAGGCUCCACAGAUUGUGGGACUGGAGAGAGGGGUUGUGAAAGCAGGUACCACUCUCAGAGUCCUGUGUGUGUCUCACGGUGGAAACCCGUUGGCUAUGCUGCACUGGAGGAAGAACGACGAGAUUCUGUUCACUAACUGGGAGGUGGACGUUGUCUCCAGGAGGGCCAGCAGUCUGCUGAGUAUGCCGGUAACACCAGAGGACAAUCAUGCAGUGCUGCAAUGUGAAAGCUCCAACCAGGUGUCCAAGGCACCGAUGUCCAUCACCCGCACGCUAAAUGUUGUGUUCGAGCCUGCGGAGGUAAACCUCGUGGGACCUUUCAAGGCCAUUGAGGGGAAAGAACUAGCCUUGUGCUGCUACGCUUCUUCCAGCAACCCCCCAGUCCAGAUCCGCUGGUGGCUGGGCUUCAGGGAACUGAACACUACCGUGGUCACCGUUGCCGAGGGAGAAAAUGGAGGCAUGACUGUCAUGUCUAACCUCACCCACAAAGUGUCACGGGAAGACAACGGUUUACCCUUGACCUGUGAAAUAUUCAAUGAACAGACCCACUUUUCCAACACCCAAUCCAAAAUCCUCAGUGUGUUCUACCCACCCCAAAGGGUGUGGUUGGAUACUCCACCAGUAGAGGUCCCUCUCCGGUCAGGGACUGCAGUGCGCCUGGUGUGUUUCUCUGCUGGAGGAAACACUGCAGGACGCCUGACAUGGUUCAAGAAUGGGAAAGUAGUGCAGACAGCGUCAAAGCAGGUGCAGACAGACAGAGUCGUCUUCAGAGAACUGCACCUCACUCUGGACCCCAGCGACAACAUGGCCUCUUACCGCUGCGACGCCACGAAUGAGGCGAAGAAAGUGCUCUCCUCUCAAACCAAACUGCGAGUCCAGUUCCCGCCCAUCCAUGUAAAGAUACAGGCGAAGGAAGACAACCUGCGUCGGGGUGACGUGAUUCAUUUGGAGUGCCUGUCUGGGAGCAGUAACCCCAAAGCCAAUGUCUCUUGGGCCCUUGGCACGCUCAGCCUGCAGGGGGUUGAUGAGGCGCCCAAGAGGGCGGAGUUUGGCGGAGUUUCUGUCAAAAGCAAACUGUCCUUUCCCCUGGGCUCCCAUCACCAUGGCCAAAAGAUUGUCUGCCAGACGUUCAGCCCUUUGCUAUCUGAAGGAGUCAACUCUUUCUACACCCUUAAUGUACUCUUUCCCCCUGAGUUCUCUCCUGAUCAGCCCAGAGAAGUUGAAGCCACAGAGGAUGAAGAUGUCACCUUACCUGUGAUGGUCUCGGCCAAUCCAGAUGACAUCACCUGCGAGUGGACCCAUCAGGGAAAGAGUGUCAUCAAAGAGAGGGAUCACCGUUAUGACUUUCCCAAUGGGUGGGUGGUGACUAUUAAGAACGUGACAAGACAAGAUGCAGGUGUUUACACCUUGGAAUGUUCUAGCACGGAGGGAAAGAACAGCACCACCGUCAAGCUCAACGUUUUAUACGCACCAAGUGUGAAGAUGAGGACAGAUCCUGUGUAUGUGGACGUAGGAAACACUGCUGAUCUCUUCUGCCUGGCUGACGCCAAUCCCAUCACUUCCGGCAUGUUCUCUUGGAAAUGGAUGGGUGAUGGUGAGGUAGAGGAUCUGGGUGAAGAGACUGAAGAUGAUGCCACAGGCUUGUUGACCAUAUACAAUGUCACUCGUGCCCGUGCCGGACCCUACCAGUGCACCGCAGACAACGGCAUAGGCACACCAGCCAGUGUUGAGGGACAGUUAGUUGUACGCUUUAAGCCAGAACUCCAGAAGGGGGCGCAGUGGAGGAAAGUAGCCAGUCGCGGUGAUGGAACCAGUAACGCAGAGCUGAUGUGUCAGGCAGAGGGGAUUCCACGCGUGCUCUUCACCUGGGCUAAGAAUGGAGUGAUAAUGGACUUUGCCAACCCCAGAUACCUGGAGGAGACUAAGAGAGAAGGCUACAUCCACACCAGCACCAUGACUGUGAUCAAUGUGAGUGCAGCACUGGAUUAUGGCACCUUCACCUGCACGGCACACAACAGCCUGGGGGAAGACUCGCUGGACAUCCUGUUACUGAGCACCAAUCACCCAGAUCCUCCCUCAGACCUGAAGUUGCUGGGUGUCACGCCCUACAGUGUCACACUGGAAUGGAUGCCAGGGUUUGACGGAGGUUUGACACAGAAAUUCCGUGUUCGGUACCGGAAAGCUGGGGAUAACAGUUAUCUGUAUGUAGAUGUGUUUCCACCAAGAGCUACUGUUUACACCAUAACUGGCCUCUAUCCCUCCACUGUCUACAACUUCUCUGUAAAUGCCCUCAACGCUAUGGGUGAGAGUGCCUAUGCCGACAACAACGCAGUACUCACAGUCGCCACUGGGGGAUCUGGCGUUCGAGUGUACGUGGUGAUUGUGGUGGUUGGCGGAGUGCUAAUUCUUUCAAAUGCGGUCGGCUGCUUUCUAUAUUCAAGGAGAACAAAGGAGCGUGGAUUUAAAGGGAGUAAGGGCAGUGUGUCAGAGGGAAAGAAGAGUGAGCUGGAGGGAUCAUCAGGGAGUAGCUCCACUCGCUACGACAGCGGAGAGCAGAUCAACACCGCAGCCCAGCGCACUCUACUCAUUGACAGUGGCUCUUCUGAACCAGAGAGCAGCACUUACGAGACCUACGGAGAGGAGAGCACUCAUUACUACUACCCUACAGAAGAUUAUCAGCCCACUCUUUAUCCACUCUCAGAGACUCCUGAAGACCACAAUCCCAGACGUGGCACAGACCUGAUGAGUCAUGAUUAUGAAGAAGUGAGAUAUUGGCGGGAUUACCAAAAUCUACAGGGGCCACCCGUCCCACCUCCCCUCUUGCGUCCUCUGCCUGCUUUCCCUGAGCCGCGACAAGGGACAGCACCUCCGCCCACCUACUUUGGGGGGAGGAGCCAAGAUGGGACACAGCUGGAUCCACCGUUUGGGAUUUAUGAUUCCAUGGUUUACCAACGCAGACGGGAUUCAAUGCUGCCUUUCGAACUCAGGGGAGAGCUGGUUUAG